Gossypium arboreum is the source of this 1907-nucleotide messenger RNA. RefSeq names its product homeobox-leucine zipper protein MERISTEM L1-like. The transcript is spliced from 10 exons. The coding region runs from base 153 to 1907 and encodes 584 amino acids. The record is from RefSeq and is a predicted model, not a curated record. Gene Ontology annotation, molecular function: lipid binding. NCBI's taxonomy places the organism in Eukaryota, Viridiplantae, Streptophyta, Magnoliopsida, Malvales, Malvaceae.
AAGCGGGAAAUAACUGAAAACAGAAACGAUUCUUUGUCUCUCUCUCUAUAUAAACCCUCUCCCUCUCUCUUUCUUUUCACUGAAGAAAGAUUAGAGUUUGUUCUUCUUUUGCAAGGUCGUGGCUUGGAAACCAAGGUGUCGAAGAUCUAACAAUGAACGUUAAACCGUUUCCUGGACCUUCGUGUAUUCGCUUAUAUGCAGAUGAUGAUGAUGAUAGAGACUUUGUAGAUGAAGGUUUUGCAGAGAAGAAAGGCAAAGACAAAGGUAAAGGCAUUACUGAAUGCAAAUACAAGGGAACUUCUUCAGCUGAGUUGAAAACGUUUGGGGGACAACAAAUGCUUUCUGCAGAUCAAACAAUUCUCCGUCGAGACCUUUCGGUUGCGUUCAAAACAUAUAAACGACAACUCAGUAAUUACCAAAGAUUGCAAUUGGCAAACAAUUAUUGUAAGGCAGCUUACCUGGAGGUCAUGAGUUUGGCAAAGGAAUCGGGAACUUGGGUACGAGCGAAGCCCAGAUUAGGUAAUCUGGAUGAUCUCGUAAACGAGUUCCGAACCCCUCCUUUGCCUGGACGGAAGAUGGAAGUCUCUGUCGCAACCGCAGUCAUUCCGGAUGUCUUGGCAUCCGAGAUGGCCGAAAUGAUGACGCUUUCGAGCAAUCUGUGGUCUAAGUUACUGUUUCCCCUUGUCAAAUAUGUUGAGGGGUCUAAUGUAGUGGGUAGUCUUCAGUAUUUAAGCUAUGCGGAUGUAUCCAUCAAGGCUGCAGUACAGAUGUAUGCAGAGCUUCAACUGCCAACAACAUUGGUACCAACAAGAUAUUUCGAGUUUUUGCGAUAUGGGAAAGAGAUAAUGGAUGGAAUUUACAUAAUUGUUGAUGUCUCGAGCCGUUAUUCCGAUCCUUUUGCAAAGCGUAAUAGUGAAAGAAGACCAUCAGGGGUCAUAAUCAGGGAACAUGGACCUGAAGAUUGUGAGAUUAUAUGGAUUGAGAAUGUGGAAGUGGAUGAAACCAGAGAAAACUUGUACUCCACAAUAAUCGGUUCAAACUUGGCAUAUGGUGCACACCGUUGGGUAACCACACUGUUAUGGAAUCUAAAGCGUGACAAGAGCUCAUUUUCCGAUCUCAAAAUCGAUGUGCAUCCCGGGGCUGGUUCUUUUCUUUUGGCUUUAACCCAAGCCAUGAAGCGUUUCUUCAUGGAAUGUGUUUCUCAGCAUCCUGAUGAAACUGCACUUACUGUAAUAACUAGUGGUGAAGAUCCAAUAAGGAUUCUGCAUAACAAAAAACUUAAUGAAUAUAUAUCUUUUGUCGGCGUAAACAGUUUCCGGGUUCAAGCUAAACCCCUCUCAGUUUUUCAAUUUUUAAUGAAAAAGGAUCUCCAGUUGGAGCAGUUUCGUGUGUUUGGAGAUAGUGAGACAAAUGAGGUCGGUGAGGAGCCUGAGCUAUUGUUCACAUUUGGCACUGAUGAUAAAAGCAAUAUCAUCUCUCUGCACAAAAGGGUUACAAAAGAGGUCCAAGGAAUUGUAUACGGCUUACAAGAAGCUUCAAUGGAUGAAUAUUGCUCCUUUAUCCUAUCCAAAACAUUGACGGAAGAUACGGUGAAUGCUCACAUUGUUUGUGGGAAUAAAAGCAUUUAUGAGGACAGUAAAUCUAGAAUGGCUAACAUAACUCCUUCUGGGUUUGCUAUAAUGCCUGAUGGUCCUGGGGGCCUCCAUUGCGAUGCUUCUCUUGUAACCUUUCUCGUGCAGCUAUAUUAUGAUCCUUUAGGAAAUCCUGUUGAUGUUGAGUUUGUUAGAAAAGAUUUUCUAAGUGAUUUGAACAGUAUCAUCAGAGAGUUGAAUGAAAAGGUUGUGGGGGAAAAAACGAAUGGAAUUGAGAUCAUACAUUUGACACAAGGCAAGGCUAGCUGCAUCUGA